Molecule: messenger RNA, 708 nt
Organism: Hydra vulgaris (swiftwater hydra)
Lineage: Eukaryota; Metazoa; Cnidaria; Hydrozoa; Anthoathecata; Hydridae
Source: RefSeq, a predicted model, not a curated record
AUGUUUGUUGAAUCAAAUUCAUCUCCCAAAUCAUCAAUUAAAGAAUCCAUGACAUCUGUGUGGGGUGUUAGAGAGAUGAAUGAGUGUAACUAUGAGGUCAUUGAUAGGUUUCGUCACACCAUUAAAUAUGAUAAUACCCUCAAACGCUAUAAUGUUAACUUGCCCUUUAAAGAAGAUCAUCCUCCACUUAGUGAUAACUUCGAUUUAUGUAUCAAGCGUUUUAAAGGUCUUCAAAAGAAAUUAAUACACUACCUACCGCACCAACCAGUUCUGAGAAAUGACAAAGUUACUUCUAAAGUCAGAAUUGUCUUCGAUGCAAGCAGUUCUGUUAAUGGCCCUUCAUUUAAUGACUGUCUCUACCCUGGACCAUCUUUAACCACAUCCUUAUAUGGAAUCCUCUUGCGUUUUCGUGCCCAAAAAAUUGCCUUUGUGGGAGACAUUGAAAAAGCGUCCUUGCAGAUUACAUUAUCUCCUGAAGAUCGUGAUUACGUCCAAUUUUUGUGGUUUGAGAACAUGAACUCACUUAAUAAAGACAAUAUAUUUACUCAAAAAAUUUUUCCAUAUAGAAUUUGCAGAGUUCUGUUUGGCGUUACAUCUUCUUUUCUUCUUUCUGCAACACUAAUUACUCACGCUGAAAAGUACCUCUCUGAUGAUCCUAUAUUUGUUAAUAAAUUAAUGAAUUAUUUACAUGUCGAUGAUCUGAACUAA